Molecule: messenger RNA, 567 nt
Organism: Acanthosepion pharaonis
Lineage: Eukaryota; Metazoa; Mollusca; Cephalopoda; Sepiida; Sepiidae
Source: the annotation of a GenBank genome assembly
AUGCCAAAGCGUUUCGUUCCUUAUGUUUAUUUUAUUGAUAUUAUGAAUAUUUGUAGAAAGGGAAUUUUGUUCGGUAUUAUUUCUGAGUGUUCCUCUCUGGAGGCAACCGACUUCCAUUCUGUCCUUGUCUCUUUGCGAUGUUCAUUUGUCUUCAACACAUUAGUUGUUUCCAUUGCUUGCUUUUUUUCUUUCUUUUCAAAACUCUUACUUCUUUCUUAUUUUCGUUCUUUCUUUUUACUUUUCAUCCAUUUCUUUCUUUUCUUUCUUUUUUUGUUUCUUUCUUUUUUUGUUUCUUUCUUUUUUUGUUUCUUUCUUUCGUCCAUUCUUUCUUUCUUUCUUUCUUUCGUUCUUUCUUUCUUUCGUUCUUUCUUUCUUUCUUUCGUUCUUUCUUUCUUUCUUUCUUUCUUUAAUACUAUUCUUCUUUCCCCAUUUCUUUCUUUUUUUUCUCUCUUUCUUUCGUUCUUUCUUUCUUUAAUACUAUUCUUCCUUCCGUCCUUCCUUGUUACUUAUAAGCCCUUUCUUUCAUUUUUCUUUCUUUCUUUCUUUCUUUCUUUCUUUCUUUUUUAA